AUGUUUAUGGAACAGAACCGAUUGACCAGACAUGCAUGAGGAGCUUUGCACUCUGAACAGUGCCAAUGUCGGUGCAGUAAUGCUGAAAGAGGGCCGUGCCCUGCACGAGAGCAUCACUGCUUUCAAGCUGUGAUCUGCAUGUGGCCGGCUUUUGAAUCGGGGAUGUAUGAUGAGAGAAGGCGUGGGUGCAACUCCUGGGAGUUUUGCCUGAUUGCCGCCUCUAUACGAUUACAUCAGGUGAUUGAUGUACCAGCCAGGUGGGAGCAUAGGGUUCGUGGACAAGGACGUGUGGGCUGUGAUGGUGGAUUGGAAACCCUGGAAACCUAACUUCGAAUGGUCAUCUGGGCCGUUUAAGCCCUGGAGAAAGGGCAAUCAUGAACACGACUUCCGCGUGUGCCACCGAACACGGAGAAUAACAGAUCAUAUUAUACAUUAUGAAACCGAGCCAAAAAAGUUACAGCAUCAUGCAGAGAAGCUGCAGGAUUAUGAGGCUUGGCGGAAGCAAGAGAUCACUGGAGACCAGUUGGCCAAGGACAAGGCUAUCAUAGGCGAGAUAGAGGCGGAGCGGAAAAAGUUUCGGGACUGGUGCAUAAGGAAUCACAGGCGGAGAACGAGUCUCGCGUACCUUUUUCAACCUGUAACACCGUUCCGUGCAUGGUCUUCUCCUACGUCAUCUGGACAACAGCAAACACGAGAACAGAAUGGCAACAGCGAUGGCAACAGCAAUGGCAACAGCAAUGGCAACAGCAAUGGCAACAACAAUGGCAGGAGUGCAGUCCCAUGGCAAGAUCCAGCUCAGCAUCAGCACCACGGGCGACCACAGAGUGCACCGUCAAGCUAUCCGGAAUUCGCAGGCGGAAACAACCAUGCGGGACCAGACGAAUCACAGUCCAGAUUUACGCACAAGCAAUCUCCGCCGAGAUCCGGCACGGUUCCGGAGACCAUUUCACACAUGCGGCAGUCUCUGCUGGGGCUUGCAUCGCCGAUCUUGGCUGCAAAGGAGCAGGUGUUUCAAAAACGGAUGAGUCCUAAGUACACAACAGCUCAUCAUGAUCAAGGGACGGACAGAUGGGCUGAGCCAUGGGAAAACCCCAAAGAACAUGCCCGGAGGAUGCACAGGCCAAAUCCACCCUAUGCGAACAUGACACCAAGGACCAUCCUUGAGGAGAUGAAGGAGAUCGACAAGUUCGAAGAGCGACUGCAGUUGAUAGUACAGACACGAAGCGGGGCAUAUGAGAGGGAUGUGCUUAAUUAUGGGCAUGAACCGAAGAAGGGGCGGGUCAUAGGGAAUGUUGGACGAUUUCGCAACCAGGAGAGGAAUUCAAGGAGUGCUGUGCAAUGUUAAGAAUACUGUGGGAAAGGCGGAGCGGAGAAGGAAGAAGACGUAGUAAUAAUCGGGUGUCUUCGCAAAGAAUGAGAGCAUACCCAUACUAGGAGGUUUUCCUUCAGGUAUUUGACUGCAAUUGCAGCCCAUCAUGGAUGCAUCUAACCACAAUUACGUCCGUAGACGUCCGUAGAUUAGAUGAAAAAGUCCUAGGUGCUGUGUGAGUAUGCUCUGAGAUUCAUGAUGGUGGAAGCCUCGUCACAUAGUCCAGCACUAUGUAAGAAGAUAUCGUCCGUUCAGAUCAGUGAACAAUUGUUUUUCACAUUUUCUAUAAACUGGUCUAUGUUUCACCUUUUCUAUAAAAUGGUCUUAUGUACUAUGUUUCUACCCUCUCCUGGUAAACUGGUCUAUGUUUCACCUUUUCUAUAAAAUGGUCUUAUGUACUAUGUUUCUACCCUCUCCUGGUAUUGUCUGCUGUCCUGCUGUCUGUGUUUCCCUUCCGUUCUACAUCGGCCUCUCUUCUCCUGGUCCUCCUGUGAUGGACCAUUCUUGUCUCCUUUUGGUACUCCUGGUAUUUACUUCUAUCUCGGUUGAACCGCAUUCUGAUACGAUCGUGUGUGGUCCUGUGCAGGUCUUGUUGGUCCUGCUCGUGUCCUGGUCCUGUUCAUGUCCUGGUCCUGCAUGGGUCCUGGGCCCUUCAUUGGUCCUGGGUCCUCCAUGGGUCGUGGUUUGUUCCCACCUCCUGUUUCGUGCUGGCCUAUCCCCACCCUAUACUGUUCGUCGUUUAACAUACUGGUUACAUUAGCUUGUCUGGCAUGUUUCCCUUGUAGCAUCUGGUUUCUAUACGGUCGGGUGUUUGUUACGCUGCCACGGUGUUUCCCAGCGCUGUGAUGAAGGGCCUCGAAACGAAAAGAGAACCAAUGCAUCUGCCACAGAAAAUUGGGUAAAAAUGCAUCCAUUUUCUAUUCAUAAUAAUGGAUGCCUCUUGCCCUUCUCCGCGGGAAGAUACAUGCUUUCGUUUUUCGUUUCAACAGUGUUGCGGCGAGGGCUGAAGUCUCUCCAAGGGGACUACAUCUUACAUCUUAGAGAGACUUCGGGCCUCGCCACACCAUCUCACAUCUCAUCUUGACGGUCCAAUAGGUACAUGCUUGAUGGAGGGAAGGGAAGUUAGUAUUUUUUUCCCUUCUUAUCUGGUCACAUAGUAAGUGCAUGUUUACCAUAUAAGAACGAAAAAGCCACAGAGGCCCAGAGGGUCCAGUACAUGCCUGUGUUUAUCUUGUCGUAGUGGGUAUAUAUGUUUCCCUUCAAAAAGACCCGUGGAACUCGCGUUCCAUGGGUUUAGGUUAGGAAGCCCCGUAUGUUCUUUUCGUGAAAGGAGACAUUUCAAAUGGAAGGUGUGAAGAGUAUGGAAGACGAGAUUGGCGGUACAGCAAUGGAGAGGAUUACAUUAGAGGAACAGGUUGAAAUUUGAAAGGUUGUUGUUGUUGUUUUUGGGGGGGGGUAAAAGGGCGAUGGCCUUGGGACAUCAUAUUGGAACUGACCAGCCCUGCCAGGUAACUCAGAAAUUACUAAUUCACUCAAGUAUGGUAGUUCCAUUUGGAUUCGAACUUGGGUCUGUAUUUCAACAGUUCAUGGCUGUACCAACUGAGCUAGGCCCACUGGUAGAUUCUAUCUAUUUCCACUUCUUUUAAGUGAAAUCUGUUUCCAUUUUGGUGCAUUUCAACUGAAGAGGAUAUAUAUAAUAUUAUAUAUCGUCACAAACAGAACUGCCCGGUAAAACCGUAGGCAGAGAGAGAGAAGAGGACAACAAACGAGGGGCUGUGAC
Molecule: messenger RNA, 3149 nt
Organism: Chara braunii
Lineage: Eukaryota; Viridiplantae; Streptophyta; Charophyceae; Charales; Characeae
Source: the annotation of a GenBank genome assembly